AUGACUGCUGGCAACGAGGAUGCAAGUAGCUUGGCAGAGAGUUUUAAGGUUCCUUUCCAUGGCACCCAGAUGAGUGCCCGAGAGAUGAUGACGAACGAGCUGCUAGUCGAGGCUUUCACAGAGCAGAGCAUCUCAAAGAUCGUGAAAGCCCAGCAGCAGAUUUUUUCCGAGGGGAGGCGCAGACAAGAGCUGGAGAAGUGGCGCCAACUCCUGCGAGACUUUAAGCCGCAGCUAAUCCUAUCCGGGGGCGUGAGUCAUUUUACUGUGCCGCCGAUGGCGCGGGAGCUGUCGAUCCCGGUCGUCUCCUUCGCUCUGCAACGCUGGAGACCAAGCCGCUUCUUGACGCCUUUCGGCAUUCCAAAGACAAACCUGGGGCUCCUGAACCUUGCGUGCUGGAACUUGGUGCACUUACUCCUGAUCCGAGAUGCAAAGCAUAGGGACGGGCCGGUCUUUUCGGAAUUCUUCCAAAAGCCUGCGCAGGAGGUGGUAAUGUCUAGUCACGAGUUGGAUGAUCUCAUAAGCUACAAGGUUGCCUACCCCAGCAUCAUUGCUGAGAGUCACGCUCUCCAUGGCGAUUUCCCACCAGACUUCAACGAGAACAACAUCCGGAUCGGGCCGAUGAUUCCUGCAGCCUCUCAGCAACUGGGACCGGAGUUCGGAUCGGUCGCAGAAGUUGGGGCCAUGGAGGCGUUCCUGCAAAAGGGCGAGGCACCGGUGUAUUUCGGGUACGGAUCGAUGAUCUGCAAGAACUCGAAGUUUAUGACUUUGCUGAGCCUCCGGGCCCUGCGUCUCACGGGUCUUCGUGGCAUCUUCUGUGCGGCAUGGUCCGAGAUGUCACUGAGCCUCGUGGAGGGCGAAGCGGAUGCCGAGGAGCUCCGAGAUUUCUGCAAGGACCACGUGCUUUUCUUGAAGUUUGCACCGCAUGGAGCCCUUUUCCCACGAUGUCGAGUGGUCGUUCACCAUGGAGGGGCUGGCACCACGAAUGCGUCGGCUAGGUCCGGCAUACCUACGAUUGUCCUCCCUUUGUCCUUCGACCAGUUCGAUCAUGCAGACAUGGUCAAUCGGCGUGGCAUCGGCAUCGGUCUGAAGGUCAUGCACAGCUUGGCACCCGAGGAGGUUGCACGAGCCAUCUGCAAGUGUGCACAGACAGAGGCCAUUCGCGACAGGGCCCGUGAGGUCAGCCUGGCUAUGGAGAAGGAGAACGGUCCGGAUGACCUCGUUCAGUUCGUGAAGGCCUACAUGAAGAACUUCGUGGACAAUGGCCGGCACCUGAAGAUCCAAGCCGAUUUGCGCCGGCGACGCUCCGGUUGGUUCAUCUGGUGUGCAGGAUGGCUCCGAUGGUGCUUACCAUGCUGCUAA
Messenger RNA from Symbiodinium sp. CCMP2592, 1359 nucleotides. NCBI's taxonomy places the organism in Eukaryota, Dinophyceae, Suessiales, Symbiodiniaceae. The record is from the annotation of a GenBank genome assembly.